AGAGCUUUAUGUGGUGUUCGUCGAGGUGCAGCCGUACCUUCCCUGUGCCGCCCUGCAGGACAACCUGCAUCUGCAGAGCAACCAGCGGCGGUUGGGCGACGUCCGCGGCGGGCUCCGCACCACCGGAGAAGGGCCUCGGUGCGGGGAGGAUAUGCGCGGCGUUGAUGCGAUGCGGGCGAAGGUCCCUGCCGUCGUGCCCCUCGCAUCGCCCCGCUGCUGCUCCUCGAUGGGCGCCGUGAGAGGCUGGGCCACGGCCCACGGGCCUUCGUCGAUGGCACAGGGCACCUGCUACUGGUCAAGCUCGGCAAGGGAGGCGCUCGGAGGGUGUGGGGCGGGGUGGUGCUCGGAGGGGGAAGGGGCUGACUCGCUGAGCGCCAGCGGAGCAUAGGGCGGGGCGCUUCCGGCGUCUCACGCCAGCGCGUCGGCUGCCGCUCGCUCCAUCGCGUGGUCCGUCGACGACGGCAUGGGCUGCGCUCACUUCAGCGCGUGGGUCGCACGCUCUAACACAUGUCGGCAGGCAGCGGGGCGACGCGAGGGGCACGAGCGCGUGGGGAUCCAAAAUUCACGCAUGGCGAACGGGUCCAGUGUGGAGUAGAGAAACCUAGUCCAGCCACAACGGAGUCUCCGAUUCAUUCGGGGGUAGAUUAGAUUAGGAGAGGAAAGGUUGAAGGAGAAAAGGUUAUUCAGGCUCUUCACCUCAAUCUUUUUCAACGGGGCACACACAAUUGAGAUGUCUUGGAGAGCAUCGACAGUGCUGCUCGUCGUCUGUCUCCUGCCCGCCGCCUCACCGUUCGUCGCCGCCGCCAUCGCGCAAACGGAGGAGCCUCAAGCACCGCCGGCCGAUGGCCACGGCGCUUGCGGUGGUCCGGCCGUCGGGGGCAAAUGCCACAGCGUCGCCAACGCGCUGCGCCUGAAGCUGAUCGCCAUCGUGUCGAUCCUCCUCGCCAGCGUCAUCGGCGUGUGCCUGCCGCUCUUCUCCCGCUCCGUGCCGGCGCUCCGUCCGGGCAGCGACGCCUUCGUCGUCGUCAAGGCCUUCGCGUCGGGGGUCAUCCUCGGCACCGGCUACGUGCACGUCCUGCCGGACUCCUUCAACGACCUCAGCUCGCCUUGCCUGCCCCGGAGGCCCUGGGCGGAGUUCCCGUUCACGGGGUUCGUCGCGAUGCUCGCCGCCUUGUUCACGCUCAUGGUGGACUCGACCAUGCUCUCGUUCCACAGCCGGGGCGCCAAGGGCAAGGGAAGAGCUGCGGUCGCGCGCCAUGGCCAUGACGGCGGCUGCCCUCCGCAGGUGCACUGUCACGGGCACGGGCAUCUGGAGAUGAGUGAUGCGAGGCCGGAGGCCACCGCAGACAAGGUGGAGGAGGACGUGGAGGCCGGCAAGGUGCAGCUGCACAGGAACCGUGUCAUUGCUCAGGUCCUGGAGAUGGGCAUCGUGGUGCACUCGGUGGUGAUCGGCCUGGGCAUGGGCGCGUCGCAGAACGUGUGCACGAUCCGUCCCCUCGUGGCGGCGCUGUGCUUCCACCAGCUCUUCGAGGGGAUGGGGCUCGGCGGCUGCAUCUUGCAGGCCGAGUACGGCGCCAGGAUGAAGUCAGGGCUGGUCUUCUUCUUCGCCACGACGACGCCGUUCGGGAUCGCGCUGGGGCUGGCGCUCACCAAGGUGUACAGUGACACCAGCCCGACGGCGCUCAUCGUCGUCGGGCUUCUCAACGCGGCGUCGGCGGGGCUGCUCCACUACAUGGCGCUCGUCGACCUCCUUGGCGCCGACUUCAUGGGGCCCAAGCUGCAGAGCAGCGUCAGGCUCCAGUUGGUCUCCUUCCUGGCCGUGCUCCUCGGCGCCGGCGGCAUGUCCGUCAUGGCCGUGUGGGCGUGAUGUGUCGGGCCUCCCGGAGGAGGGAAAAAAAGGCGCAAUCAAUCAGGUUCAGCUGCCGUAUAUUCUGUGUUUGCUCCCGCUCGCAUCACAUGUUCGGUUGCUCAACGUGUCAAUAAGGGGAAAUCUGAAAGUCAUCAACCUUUUAAUCUGAAAGUCGCAUCACAUGUUCGCUCGCAUCACAUGUAGUACCUUGUUCUUUUAUAUAUAAACAAUGCAAAUUUUUUUGUUUUGCGUUCGUGGCAGAAA
Molecule: messenger RNA, 2113 nt
Organism: Sorghum bicolor (sorghum)
Lineage: Eukaryota; Viridiplantae; Streptophyta; Magnoliopsida; Poales; Poaceae
Product: fe(2+) transport protein 2
Exons: 2
Coding region: 731-1867 (378 amino acids)
Biological process (GO): zinc ion transmembrane transport
Cellular component (GO): plasma membrane
Molecular function (GO): zinc ion transmembrane transporter activity
Source: RefSeq, a predicted model, not a curated record